Agelaius phoeniceus (red-winged blackbird) is the source of this 2557-nucleotide messenger RNA. RefSeq names its product ARF like GTPase 6 interacting protein 4 (gene ARL6IP4). The record is from RefSeq and is a predicted model, not a curated record. NCBI's taxonomy places the organism in Eukaryota, Metazoa, Chordata, Aves, Passeriformes, Icteridae.
UUGCCAUCACUGGAUGUCUAACCCAGGCUCAGAACAAUCCCCCAGGAGCAACACUGAUCCCCCAGGGGGGCUGAGAGAUCUCCCAAGGCUCCUUGGGAGCACAAACUUCCCUUUCAAAGGUUUUGUGAACCUUAUUAAGCAGAGCCAGAGCUCUGGGAGCCACCUGCAGCACAGCAGAACUUCCCAGAGGAGGACGAGAUGUACAUUUAAUUCCCUCUGCUUUAGUUCCAUGAGCCAGUGAAAAUAUAAAAUAACUCUGCCAACCUGGGUGCAGCAGCAGACGAGGCCUGGGGCUGCUGAAUUUGGCACCAAGAUCCCCCAGGAACUGAUGGAUUGGAAGGGUUGAGUGCUUUCCCCUCCUUCCUUCCAGCUGGCUGAAAGCUUGUGACACUUCCAUCUACUAAACAAACUAAAAAAGCCAAAUAUUGUCUGAUUUCCCCUUGGAAAAUUAACUCGAUACUGGAUAGAUGCUGCUGAAUGUAUGAGGGGCUUUUCCAUGGAUGUGUUCAGUGCAGUAAUCAGAGCACGAGGGCAGUCACGUCGGUGAUUGUGGAGGGCUGAACUGUGAGCAGCUCGCACAAAAGGUUUUCGUUCACUGAGCUCUCCCAGCGGCCCCGCUGGAUUUUAGCACAGGGCGCUGAUGAGCUGCUCAUUAGCAAAGCUCAUUAAAAUUACACUGGGGGAAGGAAACCGGCGGUUGUAUCUGAGCGAGGAGUCGCUACCAAGAAACGCAGUCUCGAAGCCUUUACCUCGUUCACUGGCGAACGUGAGCGCUCCCGAUCUGCUCGAAUCCUCCCCAAAAACUGAGCUGCGGCCCGGGCGAGGCGGCCCCCGGAACCAAAGAGCGCGGCCCGGCUGCUGCCCGGCCCCGCGCGCGGCGGACGGAGGCGGGAGGCGGCCAGCGCGGCCCCGGCGGCGGGAGCCCCGCUCGGGGCGGCGGGACCCGGCCCGGAGCUGCCAUGGCCCACAGCCGCUCGCGGAAGCGCUCGCGGAGCAGGAGCAAAAGCGACUCCCGGAGCAGGCAGGAGAGGAAGGAGAAGAAAAGGAGGAAGAGCAGCAAGGACUCGCAGCAGGGCAGCAGCUCUCCACCGAGGAAGAGGAUCUCUGGCUCUCAUGGACACACCUCCAGCUUGGCAGCAGCCAGGGAAGCUCCUCUUCUGAUGACUCCAGUGACAGCGACUCCAAAGUGAAGAAGAGUCAAGACAGCAAAAAAAAGCGAGUGAAACAGAAAGACAAAAAGAAGAGGAAGAAGAAGAAGAAAAAAAUAAAGAAGAAAUCAAAGAAGAAGGCAAAGGAGAGAGCUAAGGAGGAGAAAGCCAAGGGAGAAGAGGUGCCGGGCCCCUCGCUGGAGCAGUGGCAGAAGGAGUCAGUGGUGGACUCUGGGCCAGUUCUGACAGAUGAGCAGAAGUCCCGGAUCCAGGCCAUGAAGCCGAUGACCAAGGAGGAGUGGGACGCGCGGCAGAGCGUGAUCAGGAGAGUGCUGGAUCCCGAGACCGGGAGAACCAGGCUCAUUAAGGGGGACGGGGAAGUCCUGGAAGAAAUCGUCAGCAAGGAGAGACACAAGGAGAUUAACAAGCAAGCCACCCGUGGGGAUGGGCUGGCCUUCCAGGUGAGGACGGGGCUGCUGCAGUGAGGGCAGGCCCCAGCCAGCCCUGGAGCCCUUCCUGUGCCCCUGCCAGCCCAGGGGGAGCCUCUGCCUCUGGACCACGCAGACAGCACCGUGUCAAGGUGUUCCCCAGGGGCCCUUUCCAGCUGCUCUGUAAGUUACUGACUGGGAAGGAGAGCGACUUGAGUGGCUCCUCUCCCAGUGAACAGCUUCUCCCCUCCCUGUCCCAGCUCAGGCCAGUGUGGCUGUAAUGCACCUGAGCCAUCUGCCCCAAUGCUCCUCUGGAUGCUGGAGGAGCUCAGCAGCACCCAGGGGACAGCCUUGAGGGUGCUGAGCACCUCAGGGUGCUCUGGGCUUUGGGGGGCAGGAGUCAAUGCUGUGGCCAGGACAGGGUGUACCAGGGCCACAAAACACACAGCUGGCUGCCACUUCUUCCCCUCAGGGGCUGCUCAUGGCCUUUUCCCUGCUGGAUCUGGCUUAGAGGCCCUUUGCACUCCCUGAGCCUGCUCAGACAGGAGUGGCUGUGGCUCUGCUCAGGCUGCAGCUCCUCUGAGCCCUGAGUGCCACCCUCCACUGAGCCCCAGCCUUCCUGCAGCUUCACCUCCUCGGGUAGGGGAGCACUGACCUGGCACACUGGACUGGCCUCUGUGCAGGUGUGCUUUGUGCAGGGGUGGCUUUGCCUUGCUCUCUGCUCCUGCAUGCAACUCGUGUCCCUUCCCCACAGCACAGGCCCUGGGCAGCGCUGGGGCUCUGGGCUGCUCAGGGCCCAGGGCUGCUCUGAACAAACACAGCAGCCUUUUCCCUUGCUGGGAAGACCAUAAAUCUGCAAACUGUAAAAAAGAAAAGGACAAAUGGUUUAAAGGACAAAUGGGUCCUGCAGGACUGAUCUCCACAGAGGGUUUCCUCAUUCUGUUCAUGGCUGUAACCCCAUUAAACUGGCACCUGCUCACA